This is a messenger RNA of Raphanus sativus (radish), 2498 nucleotides long. Its product is annotated as protein LNK1. The record is from RefSeq and is a predicted model, not a curated record. NCBI's taxonomy places the organism in Eukaryota, Viridiplantae, Streptophyta, Magnoliopsida, Brassicales, Brassicaceae. The transcript has 8 exons. Bases 300 to 2123 code for a protein of 607 amino acids. Gene Ontology annotation, biological process: circadian rhythm; regulation of DNA-templated transcription.
AUUAAAAAAUUGUAAAAAAAGAAGAAAUUAGGAAGCCAUCAUCGUCUUCUACCCAACAAAGUCAUACAAAGUUUCUCUUUAUCAGUUUACGAUCUAGAAAUCGAGUACUACCGCUACGAAUCGGCUGUGUUUUUUCUUUGUUCUGGUUAAUUAUUUGAUCGGUGAAGUUUUCUGGAAGUAUCUGUCUGUCUCACAGAACUAGUUUUGAGGGGAGUUACAUGUUUUUGCAAUAGAGGUGAGAUGUCGGGGUACUGUCCAUGGUUUUAGUGGUGAUUAAAGAGUCUUGAAGUUGGGAGGAAAUGUCAGACUUGUGCUUUGAUCAGCUGGACAAUAAUACUUCAGAUGAGUUUUAUGGUAACGAUGAUGGUAUAGUGCCAAACUCGGCGUACGAGGCCAGUAGCAGGAAGAAACAAAGACAUGAAGAUAGGGGUAGCGAAAAAAACCACUUAAAGAGUAAUACUUUUAUCAAGAGGCAGGGCGAUAUGUUAGGAAGGAAUCCUUGGUCUGAGAAAAAUAGUGUCGGCUCCCCGGUUUCUCGUGAAGCCGGAUCAGACAAAGAUGUUCAGGAUAUGACAUUAGAGGAUGCAAAUAUCUCAGAUCAUGGUUUCAACGGUGGUAACGUCAACGUGGCUGGUAAUUUCGGCUCUGCGGAUCCCAUGUUGUGUGACAGUUCCACUGCUAAACAUGAUGGCGUGUAUAAUAAUUAUUCCGUCAAAAACAUUCCAGAUGCUGAAGAUAAUCUCAGUUUUUUGAAUAGUGGAGAUAAAGAAAGCAAUGAUCUCUUCUAUGGAUGGGGUGACAUUGGAAAUUUUGAAGAUAUGGACAAUAUGCUUAGGAACUGUGAUUCAACUUUCGGGUUGGAGAGUAUUAAUAAUGAAGAUAACUUGUGCUGGUUCUCUUCUGCUCAGCCAAAUGAGGAUACAGACGCUGCGAUGACAGAUGAUAUGAAACCAGACACAAUGUUGGGAAACCAAAGGACACCUUUGUUGCAGGUGGAGGAUUUUCUGAACAAUAGCGAGUCCAACCAUACUGUUGAAGAUGAAUAUGGUGGUUAUACCGCUGUCAGCGGCUCCGCUCAAGGAAACUCUUCAGUAAAAGGAUAUGAUACAAAUUUGCAGAAGAGUGAUAUAUUGAUGCUGGAUGAAGAGGCUAAUCUUGAAAAGAAGCAGACUGGUCAUCUUCAUAAUCUUGAUGGGUACUCGGGUAACAGUCUUACUUUACAGAACAGCGGUAUUUCCAGUGAACAAAUGGACACAAAUCAGUAUUAUCCUCCCUCUGCAUUCCAACAACCAGGUGUUCCAUACUCGCAUUUCAAUUUUGAGCAGCCUUCAAAUCAAGUAUCAGCAUGUGAAAGUAAUUCUGGUACCAAAUCUGAGAACAAACCCAAUCCUUCCUCUGCUUCAAAUGAGUCAUACACAUCAAAUCAUGCACAAUCUGUCGAGAGCUUGCAAGGUCCAACUGUUGAUGAUCGGUGUAGGAAGGGAUUUGAGAAGAGAGUUAGCUUGCAGGCGGGGCAAGAUUUGCCUCCUUAUGCCGCAAGUACCAGGAAGAGUAGUAAGACAAACCCAUUGGUGUUUCCUGAGGCUGCUCCUAUCCAAAAGAUCGGGCUUGAGGAUGACCACAGAAAAGUUGCAGCUAAAGUGGAAACAUCAAACAGGCUGGAAAGUUCAUGCCUUAGCUCUGUAGUUAAUGACAUUUCACUGGAGGCAACAAGUUUUCGCCAGCUUCAACAAGUUAUAGAACAGUUGGAUGUUAGGACGAAGCUUUGCAUAAGGGACAGCUUAUACCGAUUGGCAAAAAGCGCCGAGCAGAGACAUCAUUGUAUGGAUGCAAAUGGUGGAAACGGACAGGUGAAAGGUGCUGGCUCGCAUCUCGAGACUGGUGAAACAGACAAGUACGUGGGAUUCUUGGAUAUAGAAACUGAUACAAACCCGAUAGACCGAUCCAUAGCUCAUUUGCUGUUUCAUAGACCCUCAGACUCAUCUCUUUCAGAUCACGAUGUUCUCUCUUAUAAAUCCCAUCCAAUGAUUCCUCAGCCCAACAAUAGUCCAAGCCUGAGGAUAGAGAACCAAGAGGAAACCCAAGAACUUAGAACCGAAGCUGUAGCAAGUGACAACAAGUAGUGAUGUCAACUGGAAACCGGCUCUUUCAGUGCUGAACCAAACCGAGACAUGGUUGUGCCAGUUAGUUACAUAAGUCCUGAUUGUGUCUUUCAUUAGGAUCAUGGAUUUUGUAACGCGGUUGGGAAUGAUUGUCUGGUUUGGAUUCCAUUUCCAAUUUGAUUGUACAUUGUACACUUGGUUGCUCGGGUCUUUGAGACAUGUUAAUUGCCUUUGUCGUAUGCUCAAGUUGUUAAGUAGAGAGAGGCACAUAGCAAUUAUGUAGAUAAAGAUGUUAGUAUCUCCUUUUUUUUUUCUGUUGCAAUGCUAUAAUCACUCUGCUGUGUAUAUCUCUCAACAUCAAUUACUUAAGAACUUAAGGGUUUUCACUUCCGACAA